Cucurbita pepo subsp. pepo (vegetable marrow) is the source of this 732-nucleotide messenger RNA. Its product is annotated as large ribosomal subunit protein uL29c. Gene Ontology annotation, molecular function: structural constituent of ribosome. Lineage: Eukaryota; Viridiplantae; Streptophyta; Magnoliopsida; Cucurbitales; Cucurbitaceae. The record is from RefSeq and is a predicted model, not a curated record. Gene Ontology annotation, biological process: translation. Gene Ontology annotation, cellular component: ribosome; chloroplast.
CAGCUGGGCUUCUUCUUCGAACAAAAGCGCUGUGCUGUGACUGAGCGAAACCACACACUGACGGUGAAGAUGAUAAACCUUUCAAUUGCUUCGCCUUCGAGCGUUUCGUUCCCUUCUAAAUUUCUUAGCUCGACCUCCAAAUCCUCCUUCAAUGGCCGUCAAAUCCGUUUCCCAUUUUCGUUUCGCGUUCCUCCUAAAACAGCAUCUACCGGAGGCCGCAAUUCGUUGGUGGUAAUGAUGGCGAAGAGGGAGGAGGAGUUGAAGGAAAUCAGAACGAAAACUACUGAGGAAAUAAACGAAGAGGUCAUCGAUCUUAAGGGUGAACUUCUCAUGCUUCGGCUUCAGAAAUCAGCUCGCAAUGAGUUUAAGUCCAGCGAAUUCCGCCGCAUGCGCAAACGGAUUGCUCGGAUGCUAACCGUGAAACGUGAAAGAGAGAUUGAAGAGGGAGUGGGCAAAAGGCUGUCAAGAAAGCUAGACAGAAAGUGGAAGAGAAGUAUUGUGGUCAGACCACCUCCAUCUUUGAAGAAGUUGCGAGAGGAAGAAGCAGCCGCUGAAGAAGCUGAGAAAUCUGCUUGAUCCAAUCAGAUAUACUCUCAAUCAAUAUUGUGGCUUUAUGAGUUUCUGAUUUUUUUUUUAUUUUCCCGAAAAAUUCUUAUGUUGUACUUAGAUUAUGCAUAAAUGGGAACAUAUUCUGAAUAAUUCUAAUCUUCAAAUUGAAAAUUCUAUUACUUA